Molecule: messenger RNA, 6588 nt
Organism: Rhea pennata
Lineage: Eukaryota; Metazoa; Chordata; Aves; Rheiformes; Rheidae
Gene: POLR3A
Product: RNA polymerase III subunit A
Exons: 32
Coding region: 40-4248 (1402 amino acids)
Biological process (GO): DNA-templated transcription
Cellular component (GO): RNA polymerase III complex
Molecular function (GO): DNA binding
Source: RefSeq, a predicted model, not a curated record
UUCGCCGGCCGCGUAACGGCCGCCGCCGCCGCCGCCAUCAUGGUGAAGGAGCAGUUCAGGGAGACGGAUGUGGCCAAGAAGAUAAGCCACAUCUGCUUUGGGAUGAAAUCUCCAGAAGAGAUGCGUCAGCAAGCGCACAUUCAGGUGGUUAGCAAAAACUUGUACAGUCAGGACAACAAUCACUCUCCCCUGCAGUAUGGAGUACUUGACCAUCGCAUGGGAACCAGUGAAAAAGACCGUCCCUGUGAAACUUGUGGAAAAAAUCUAGCAGAUUGUUUAGGACAUUAUGGGUACAUUGACUUAGAACUGCCAUGUUUCCAUGUUGGAUACUUCAAAGCUGUGAUAGGCAUCUUACAGAUGAUUUGCAAAACCUGUUGCCGUAUCAUGCUAUCUGUGGAAGAAAAGAAGCAGUUUUUGGAUUACCUAAAGCGACCUGGCCUUACAUAUCUUCAGAAAAGAGGUCUAAAAAAAAAGGUGUCUGAAAAGUGCCGAAAGAAAAACACUUGUCCGUACUGUGGUGCUUUUAAUGGAACUGUGAAGAAGUGUGGUUUAUUGAAAAUAAUACAUGAAAAAUACAAGACCAAUAAGAAAGUGGUAGAUCCAAUAGUAUCCACUUUCCUCCAGUCCUUUGAAACUGCCAUAGAACAUAAUAAAGAAGUAGAAUCCUUACUGGGAAGAGCUCAGGAAAACUUGAAUCCAUUAGUAGUAUUGAACCUCUUCAAAAGAAUCCAGGCAGAAGAUAUCCCUCUGCUUCUGAUGAACCCAGAAGCAGGUAAACCUUCAGAUUUGAUCCUCACACGACUCCUAGUGCCCCCACUGUGCAUCAGACCCUCUGUUGUGAGUGACUUGAAGUCUGGCACCAAUGAAGAUGACUUGACUAUGAAACUGACAGAGAUCAUUUUCCUCAAUGAUGUAAUAAAAAAGCAUAGGAUAUCAGGAGCCAAAACACAGAUGAUUAUGGAAGACUGGGACUUCCUUCAACUACAGUGUGCCCUGUACAUCAACAGUGAGCUCUCUGGGAUUCCUCUCAAUAUGGCACCUAAAAAAUGGACUAGAGGUUUUGUUCAGAGACUGAAAGGAAAGCAAGGUCGGUUUAGAGGCAAUCUGUCCGGAAAGCGAGUAGAUUUCUCUGGCAGAACAGUCAUUUCACCUGAUCCUAACUUACGUAUAGAUGAAGUAGCAGUGCCUAUACAUGUUGCUAAAAUACUAACCUUUCCUGAAAAGGUGAAUAAAGCAAAUAUAAAUUUUAUGAGAAAACUUGUCCGAAAUGGUCCUGAUAUUCAUCCUGGCGCCAACUUCAUUCAGCAAAGGCACACUCAGAUGAAAAGAUUUUUGAAAUACGGGAACCGAGAAAAGAUGGCACAGGAGCUGAAGUUUGGUGAUACUGUGGAGAGGCAUCUUAUAGAUGGUGAUAUAGUACUCUUCAACCGACAACCAUCUCUACACAAGCUGAGCAUCAUGGCUCACAUUGCUAGAGUAAAACCUCAUAGGACAUUCAGGUUUAAUGAAUGUGUCUGUACACCAUACAAUGCAGAUUUUGAUGGAGAUGAGAUGAACCUUCACCUUCCUCAGACAGAAGAAGCAAAAGCAGAAGCACUUGUUCUAAUGGGGACUAAAGCAAACUUGGUAACACCAAGAAAUGGAGAGCCCUUAAUUGCUGCUAUUCAAGAUUUCCUUACAGGUGCAUAUCUUCUUACACUAAAAGAUACCUUUUUUGAUCGAGCCAAAGCCUGUCAAAUUAUUGCUUCUAUCCUAGUCGGCAAGGAUGAAAAGAUUAAAGUUCGCCUUCCACCGCCAGCAAUCUUAAAGCCUGUAACACUGUGGACAGGAAAACAGGUUUUCAGCCUUAUUCUCAAACCUAGUGAUGACUGUCCUGUAAAAGCCAAUCUGCGAACCAAGGGCAAACAAUAUUGUGGCAAAGGAGAAGACCUGUGUUUCAAUGAUUCUUAUGUCACAAUUCAAAAUAGCGAGUUAAUGAGUGGCAGUAUGGACAAAGGAACCUUAGGAUCAGGAUCCAAGAACAAUAUCUUCUAUAUCUUGCUGAGAGACUGGGGUCAGGUGGAAGCUGCAGAUGCCAUGUCACGGCUAGCCAGGCUUGCUCCUGUCUAUCUUUCUAACCGUGGCUUUUCCAUUGGAAUUGGUGAUGUUACCCCUGGGCAGGGCCUGCUAAAAGCUAAGUACGAACUGCUGAAUGCUGGCUAUAAGAAAUGUGAUGAGUAUAUUGAAGCUCUGAAUACUGGCAAGCUGCAGCAGCAGCCUGGCUGUACUGCAGAAGAGACACUAGAGGCCUUAAUCCUUAAAGAACUCUCUGUUAUCAGAGAUCAUGCUGGCAGUGCCUGUCUCAGGGAACUGGACAAGAGCAACAGUCCCCUUAUCAUGGCUCUCUGUGGUUCUAAAGGUUCCUUCAUUAACAUAUCCCAGAUGAUUGCUUGUGUAGGUCAGCAGGCUAUCAGUGGGUCACGAGUUCCUGAUGGAUUUGAGAACAGAUCCUUGCCUCACUUUGAGAAACAUUCUAAGCUUCCAGCAGCAAAAGGGUUUGUUGCUAAUAGCUUCUAUUCUGGAUUGACUCCUACUGAAUUUUUCUUCCAUACCAUGGCUGGUCGAGAAGGUCUGGUUGAUACAGCUGUAAAAACUGCUGAAACUGGAUAUAUGCAGAGGCGGCUGGUAAAGUCACUUGAAGAUCUUUGUUCUCAAUAUGAUUUAACUGUCAGAAGUUCUACUGGUGACAUUAUUCAGUUUAUUUAUGGAGGAGAUGGCUUGGAUCCUGCAGCAAUGGAGGGGAAGGAUGAACCUCUGGAGUUCAAGCGAGUUCUAGACAACAUCAGAGCUGUAUAUCCAUGCCGAAAUGAACCAGCCCUUAGUAAAAACGAAUUGGUAUUAACAUCUGAGUCCAUCAUGAAGAAGAAUGAAUUUCUCUGCUGCCAAGACAGUUUUCUGCAGACAUUAACUGAGACAGGUUAUGAAAAAUAUAAUGAGGAAAUUAAAAAAUUCAUCAAAGGUGUUUCUGAAAAGAUAAAAAAAACUAGGGACAAGUAUGGCAUUAAUGACAAUGGCACAACUGAGCCACGAGUUUUGUAUCAGUUGGAUAGGAUUACUCCAACCCAACUGGAGAAGUUUCUGGAGACUUGUAGGGACAAAUACAUGAGGGCACAGAUGGAGCCUGGUUCUGCAGUAGGAGCUCUUUGUGCACAAAGUAUUGGUGAGCCUGGCACACAAAUGACUCUGAAGACUUUUCAUUUUGCUGGUGUCGCUUCAAUGAACAUUACUUUGGGUGUGCCAAGAAUCAAAGAAAUUAUUAAUGCUUCAAAGGCAAUUAGCACACCUAUUAUAACAGCACAGUUGGACAAAGAUGAUGAUCCUGAUUUUGCCCGUUUGGUUAAAGGAAGAAUUGAGAAAACUUUACUAGGAGAGAUUUCAGAAUAUAUCGAAGAAGUGUUUCUUCCUGAUGAUUGUUUCAUCCUGGUCAAGCUCUCUUUGGAGCGCAUUAGACUGCUGAGAUUAGAGGUGAAUGCAGAGACUGUGCGCUACUCUAUUUGCAUAUCUAAACUCAGAGUAAAACCUGGGGAUGUUGCUGUCCAUGGAGAGGCAGUUGUAUGCGUGACCCCUCGUGAAAAUAGCAAGAGUUCAAUGUAUUAUGUAUUGCAGUCCCUUAAGGAAGAAUUGCCAAAGGUUGUAGUGCAAGGUAUACCAGAGGUUUCUCGAGCUGUCAUUCAUAUUGAUGAACAAAGUGGUAAGGAAAAAUACAAACUUCUAGUUGAAGGUGAUAACCUGCGAGCUGUUAUGGCUACUCAUGGAGUGAAAGGAACAAAGACAUCCUCUAACAAUACUUACGAGGUAGAGAAGACAUUAGGAAUUGAAGCUGCUCGGACCACUAUUAUCAAUGAGAUUCAGUAUACAAUGGUGAACCAUGGUAUGAGCAUUGAUAGGAGACAUGUUAUGCUGCUGUCUGAUCUAAUGACAUACAAGGGUGAAGUGCUGGGCAUUACUAGAUUUGGACUGGCAAAAAUGAAGGAAAGCGUGUUGAUGCUGGCUUCUUUUGAAAAGACUGCAGAUCAUCUCUUCGAUGCUGCCUACUUUGGGCAGAAGGAUUCUGUUUGUGGUGUUUCCGAGUGCAUCAUCAUGGGAAUUCCGAUGAAUAUUGGGACAGGACUUUUUAAACUACUACACAAAGCGGACAAAGAAUCAGCCCCUCCUAGGAGGCCUCUGAUAUUUGAUAAUAAUGAGUUUCAUAUUCCCAUUGUUACAUAGCAUUUGGGCAAAAUACAGAGCUAAGCAAGGAACAGGAAGAAAACCUGUAAUUAAAUUAGGGAAUGUAUUUUAUCAGUUCUGUGUGUCUCAAAUAACUGAAUUCAUAAAUGAAAUACUGUCAAAAGGAUUGCCCGAUUGUUUACCGCCUGUUUGUACAGACAAAAAGGAGAGGCUUCUCUGCACCAGAGAGCAGAAAAUAAUUUGAAGUGGAUCUCAGCUGAUAAAAGUUUUCUUUCUGUUCUAGAAUUUUCCAUGCUACAAAUAAUAGCAUUAGCAAUAUGCUUUGAGAAGAGCUGAAACUUUGGCACCUUACCUUUUGUAAAUUACUUCCCAUGGUAGUUGAUGUUCGUCUUUAUAGGAACUGGGUUUGUUUCCUCACUAUCACAAGUAAAGCUUUCAAAUUGAUGUGUGCUUUUCACUGAUUUAUGAAGAAACUACAAUAUCAAUGUUGCAACAUCACAGAUGGGGUUUUUUUAGAAGUGGUAAGUGUUCAACUUACGUUAGCACUGUGGGGACUGUCAGUAAAACUAGCUGAUCAUUAAAUAGAGGAUCCUAAGAGGUUCUUAAAAUGAUACAUGUGAAAAAAGAAAACCUAAGCCGUUUACCUUGUUAAGGUACCUUGCAUGAACCGGAAGAGUAAUUAACUUCAAGAUAAUACAUGUUCUCUUAAGUCAGAAUAUAUCCACAGUUUUGAAUAUGCUAAUUGCAGUGGGCCAAGUGCGAAAUUAAGAGUAGGUGAUACGUAAGGUUUUCUUGGUAUUCUUUCUGACUGAAAAAAUCCUAUUUUAAGUCCACUUUUCCAUAAAGAUAAGUUUCAGGGUUAUUGAACCCAAUGAAGAGUAAUGGUGCUUCAAAAGGUAUUCUUGUGGCAGAGCUAAAAGACAGAGCUGCAUGUUAGAACAUGGUGUUUUAAGAAAGAAGCUGCUGCACUUGGAAACUUGGAAACGUGCGCUCUGUGUGGGUGGAUAUCAAGUGUCAGAUUGCUGUGCUUUGUGGCUCUGAAGGCAGUGAAAGUUUCCUGUAGGCAAAUAGUAUUGCAAAAAAAAAAGAAAAAACUAAAUUUACCAAUUUUGGGGGAAGUAACUCCUAAACUUACUGAUUAGGACUUGUACUAUCUAAAUUUUGGAGAUUGAGGAGAAUUUUCCAGUAUUGGUAUCAUGGGACUUGUAUACUUUAUGAAGUUGUAAUAUUGGGUACAGAUAAAGGUAAGGUUGAACAGUAGACAUUUCUGAUGAAAACAUAUAUUUCUGUAACUUACAAGUAGCUGUAAAAUUCUUGCAGUAUGAUAGCUUGAUUUAUUUUGAGAUCUUUGGGUUAUUAACUCAUUAUUAGAUACACUGCGUAUUCAGCUUUGAUGAAAAUACCUGCAAAAUAAAUCUGUGAGCUUUUAUAGAGUGCAUUUUGAAGUGGCAUUUCAGCAGGAGCUGCAGAAAAUGUUCUGUAGCUCCUAAGAAUGAGAAAGGGACUUUAGAAAGCUAGAACUGAGUAUCUGAAUCAUCCAUACUGCGUUAAACUUUGAGUGCAGUUAAAUAUAUCUGAAAUGUUUGCUCCUUACUUGUCUGUUUUUCUUUAUUAGUUUUUUUCUCUUAUCCCACAUUAUUAUCCAGUACAUGUUUUUUUUCCCAGGAUUCUACUGUGGAGAGCAACCACAAAGCUGCAGACUUUAAAGCUGUUACUAAGUUCUAAGAAGACCUAUAUUUAAGAACAUUAUAAAAAUAACUAGUUUCUCAUAUUAUAGUAGCUGUUAUAUUGCCGGAAUCUGUAAUGUACAUGAUGUUUAGCAGUCUUAGUUUUGGGCAAGUUUCAUAAAUGAGCAGGGUUCUGUUUUAAUAGGGUUUUGUUUUAAUAUGUCAAGUGGAAGUAGGAAGGAAACUUCAUGCAUGGACAUGAAAUCAUUUGACUAAAUGUUUUAAUCUGUAGGCCAUUAGAACAGUUUUCAAACUGAAUAUAUAUUUUAAAUUAUUUAAAGGUAGUACUGUAAAUUUACUUCAGUGCUAGGGAGGGAAAGUUUCUUGGUUCUUGUUGUCCUCAGUAUUUGGAUAUUCAGUGUGUUCAUAACAUGGGUCAAGAUUGGAGAGAAAAAAAGUAGAUACAGCUAAAGUUGUUCACACAUGAAAUGAAAACAAGCUGCUGAAUUAUCUGGCAUUUGAAAAUGAGUCAGUAUGUGCUGUGGUUUGUCUUCAGGUAGCAACCAAAAGAAAAGUGUAAGGGUGCAUUAAGAGAAUGUAAAUCCUGUUGUUUUAAGUCUAAGGUGCCACUGCUCUUCUGUUCCUCUGUUCUGUGUGGUUUUUUUUUUUUUUUUUGUUUUGUUUUGUUUUUUUUGUUUUUUUUUUUUUAAUU